AUAUACUUCAUGAUUACUUUACAUUGGCCUACAAAAUGUCAAAACAGGACAGCUAUAAUGACUUGAAUCACUGCAAUAAUUCUCCAAAAACACUUUUUAAUUGGCUUUCCUGAAUUCCCUAUUUUUCCUUUCUCCGAACAGAAAAAAAGAGAACAAAAAUGUUAAGAGAUUUUGAGGGUCAAAGCGACUUAAUGGACUACAUCGAUGAAGAAUUGGCCGUCAUACUCGGCCACGAGUUUCUGGAUAGCGGCGGCCGCCACCCGUCACCGUCCGGCGAGCCGCCGCUACAGGCAGUCGAGUCAAUAUUCAGCGGCGAUUCUAGUAAUCACGAUAGAGGCGAUUGUCCCUGGCCGGCCACACUUGAUUUCAGAAACAACAAGAAUGCCGGAAAAAGUGAGGGGGAAAAUGGGGGACAGGGGAAUUCGCCGGAUGCCGUGGAAGGUUCUGGAAAGGAGUUGAGAAGGGAUAUUGAGGGGACAAAACGCGCGAGCAAGGCGCGUAGGGUGAGGCCGGCUUCACAGACUUACGAUCACAUCAUAGCGGAGAGAAAGCGGCGGGAGCAGCUCAGCCGGUUCUUCAUUGCGCUCUCUACCAUGGUCCCCGGACUCAAGAAGAUGGAUAAGACAUCAGUUUUGGGCGACACCAUAAACUACUUGAAACACCUUCAAGAAAAGGUCAGCAGCUUAGAGGAGCAAGUCAGUAGGAAUACAAUGGAAUCCAUUUUGCUAGUCAGCAAGUCCCAUGUAGUCGAGGACGAGGGCUCUUCUGAUGAGCGGAGUUGGGCCGGCCCAAUAGACGGCCCAGAGAUCGAGGCCCGGGUUAGUGGCAAAAGUGUCCUGCUAAAGGUCAUCUGUGAAAAGCAGAAAGGGGUUUUGGUGAGGCUUGUGGCCGAGGUCGAGAACUUUGGGUUGACCGUGGUCAACACAAGCGUCACGCCUUUUGGGGGCUUCUCGCUUGCCAUUACUGUUAUUGCUGAGAUGGAUAAAGAAGUCAGCUUAUCAGGCAAAGACAUGGUGAAAGCUCUACGUUUAGCUCUAAAGUCUGCCGAUAAUUGAUCAAUAUCAAGAAGAUUACUUUUUGCAAUUGAACCACUAGCUAGCUUGUUUUCAGGUUCUUUAUUCUGAAAUUAGUGUUAAAUGAGUUGUAUUUGUAUUUAAAACAGUCUUCNAAAAAAAAAAAAAAAAGGAAAAUUGGUCCGUUUUCAUUGAAAUUUUCAGUUAGAAUGGUGCACUUGGAAAUAAAAGUGUAAUCAUCAGCCGUAUUCGUGAAAACAAUGCAUACAUCCACAAAAUAAUCAAACCUCUUAAAUAUAGAUGAAUAUUCUGAACUUUGAUGAUUAAAGUACUAUAAAUGUUUAUAAAAAAAAUUACUAUCGACAUAUCCUUUUGGGGAAAAAGAUUUCGUGAUAUUUCAAUAUUGACACUCGUAAAAUUGUGACUCCUAAUAGAAACGAGUCAUUUAUCCAAUUCGAUGAAAAAUGAAAUUGUUGAUUUAUGAAUUUG
Messenger RNA from Striga asiatica, 1502 nucleotides. The record is from the annotation of a GenBank genome assembly. NCBI's taxonomy places the organism in Eukaryota, Viridiplantae, Streptophyta, Magnoliopsida, Lamiales, Orobanchaceae.